Molecule: messenger RNA, 1032 nt
Organism: Cryptomeria japonica (Japanese cedar)
Lineage: Eukaryota; Viridiplantae; Streptophyta; Pinopsida; Cupressales; Cupressaceae
Product: DNA replication licensing factor MCM4-like
Exons: 4
Coding region: 1-1032 (343 amino acids)
Biological process (GO): DNA strand elongation involved in DNA replication; double-strand break repair via break-induced replication; mitotic DNA replication initiation
Cellular component (GO): MCM complex; nucleus
Molecular function (GO): single-stranded DNA helicase activity; single-stranded DNA binding; ATP binding
Source: RefSeq, a predicted model, not a curated record
AUGGAAGCCAAUUUAUCCUUCCAUACUGACAAUAAAUUAGUCCCAUUUCUUAGAGGAUUCAUAGACAGGAGGCUGAAACGUUUAUUUUUGUUUAAGGAUGAGCACCUGUAUAAGGUUGUGAAGAUGUUGUUGGGAGAGGAAAUUGUCCAUGUAAGUCAUCGCUACAAGACAAACAUGGAGGCAUAUUCAUUGAUUGCAGCCUGGGGUUUCCAGUUUGAAUCUGAGGUGGACAAGGUGAAAAAUGCCUUGAGAGUUGUAAUUGACUCAAGGUUGAAGCAAUGUGAUGAGGUUUUAGGGGUUCUUCAUGAAGUGGCACGAGCAGAGGUGGGUCGGGAGUUGGGGCUGAGACCCCAGACUUCCCAAGCAAUGAAGCGGCUCUCAGAAUUCUAUGAGGACCCAGAUACAUCACUGGGUACUUUCUCUUGUAACAAAAUGCUGAAGUUGGAAGGAAUGCAAAGCAUGUAUGUGCAUAAGUUGGCUCCUCGAGGCAUUUAUACAAGUGUUCGUGGAAGUUUUGUAGUUGAUUUGACUGCUUAUGUAUCAAAGGACCCCGAAACUAGUGAAACAAUUCUAGAAAGUGGAGCACUGGUAUUGAGUGAUAGGGAUAUUUGUUGCAUAGAUGAGUUUGACAAGAUGCCAGAUAAUGCUCGUAGCAUGUUGCAUGAGGUUAUGAAACAAAAAAUAGUGUCAAUUGCAAAGGCUAGGAUGAUAGCAUCUCUUAAUGCAAGGACAUCGGUUUUAGCUUGUGCCAAUCCUAGCAGUUCACACUACAACCCUAGACUUUCAGUUAUUGAUAAUAUCCAGCUUCCUCCAACAUUGCUUUCCAGGUUUGAUUUGAUCUACCUAGUGCUUGAUAAAGCUAAUGAACAAACAGAUCGAUGCCUUGCAAGGCAUCUUGUUGUAUUGCAUUAUGAUGAGCCUGAGGACCAAACACUGGAUGCAUUGGACCUCCCAACCCUCACUUCAUAUAUCACUUAUGCAAGACAACAUAUACAUCCUAAAAUAUUUGAUGAGGCUGCAGAGGAAUUUUAA